AUGGGGCAGAGAUGCGCGAGCCUGAUGCUGCUGAGUCUUCCCUCAGGGCCCUACAACAUGAGGUGCUACGACUGUUGGACCAUCAACAACUUCUACUGUACACAAUCUAACUUGUGUCCCUCAAAUUUGAGGCGCUGCCUGACAAUCUCUGUUCGUUUGAACGAACGGGAACUCCUUGUUUACAAGAACUGUACGAGCAACUGCACGUUCGUGUAUCCAUCCGAAGUUCCCCCUGAAGCCCCGAGAGUCUUGAGGACUAAUAGUUUCUAUUUUGUUCGUUGUUGUAACACUAUUAAUUGCAAUGAUGGAGGACCCAGUUCUCUGGAGAAGGAUAUCACCCUGGAGCAUACAAUUGAGGAGACUCUGUCAGGGACCAGGCGCGCGGGGGAGUCAGCAUUUUUCCUGGGUGCUGCCUCCAUCCUAGUCAGCAACGCACUGACGUGA
Messenger RNA from Lontra canadensis (Northern American river otter), 444 nucleotides. It is a transcript of the gene GML, whose product is annotated as glycosylphosphatidylinositol anchored molecule like. Bases 1 to 444 code for a protein of 147 amino acids. The transcript has 2 exons. The record is from RefSeq and is a predicted model, not a curated record. Lineage: Eukaryota; Metazoa; Chordata; Mammalia; Carnivora; Mustelidae.